CGCAGCGGAUAUCGUCGUGGUCUCGAUUACUGCGCAUCGUCGUAUACGUGUACCGCAUCCUUAAUCCGAAACCGCUCCCCACGGCCCUUACCCGAUCCGACUUAGAGUUUGCUGAAGGCAAAAUUCUCUCAUCGUUGCAAAACGAACAUUUUUGUGACGAUAUUGAGAAAAUUAAGAGCAAGAAAUAUUGCUCACCUGCUUUACAAAAGCUCAAACCGUUCUUAGACAAAGACGGUCUAAUUCGUGUUGGAGGCAGGUUGACAAAUACAGACUUGCAGUAUUCUCAGAAGCACCCAAUUGUGCUCCCGCGACGUGAUCAUGUAGUCAAUAUGAUCGUUGACUACGUUCACAGAAAGCAUUUGCAUGCUGGUCCCGAGUCAAUGAUGACUAUACUUAGGCUUCAGUAUUGGAUUCUGUCGGCUCGUCGUGUCAUUCGCGACCGCAUUGCCAAAUGCAACACUUGUUUCAGAGCGAAUCCACAAUCGUCUUUUCCGCUCAUGGCAGACUUACCGGGCUGUCGCGUGAAUCAAGUGGAUAAACCGUUUACGCAUACAGGGUGUGAUUAUGCAGGCCCUCUGCAAUAUACGCCUACUCGUGGCAGAGGAGUGAAGAGUCGCAAGGCUUGGUUAUGUAUUUUCACUUGCCUCACUACGCGCUGUCUUCACAUUGAGAUAGCGACGGAAUUGAGUACCGCCAACUUCAUGGCUGCAUUAAAGCGCUUUUUGGCACGCCGUGGUCCCGUCCAAUGCAUGUAUUCGGACAAUGGAACCAAUUUCGUUGGCGCCAAUUCUUAUAUGCGUGACCUCUACAAGUUCUUGGAUGCUCAUCGUCCACUUAUAGAGAUGGAACUAGCGGAGAACCGCAUUGAUUGGAAGUUCAUCCCUCCUGCUUCUGCUCAUUUUGGAGGCGCGUGGGAGUCUAUGGUGAAAAUAGUAAAAAAUCACCUUUUCAAGGUGAUCGGUACGCAAAUACUGACGUACGAAGAACUUCUAACGACGCUUGCUCAGAUAGAAGCGCUCGUUAAUUCCCGGCCUCUAACAGCCUUGAGCAGUGACCCCGCUGAGCCAUCAGCUCUUACUCCUGCUCAUUUUCUCCAUACUGCUCCACUGUUGUCGUUACCUACUCCAUUGGUCGAGUCAGGUAACUUACGUGAACGACAUGCCCUCCUAGAUAGGAUAGUGCAGUCUUUCUGGCAACGAUGGCGAGCAGAGUAUCUGCAUCAGUUGCAAUCACGAGCUAAAUGGACAACGCCAUCAGUUCCCAUCGCAAUUGGCACAGUAGUCGUCAUUAAAGUAGAUAAUGUGCCGCCAUUCUCAUGGCCAUUGGGUGUUGUAGACGCAGUGCAUCCUUCAAAGGACGGCUCAACCCGCGUUGUUACUGUCAGGACAAGUAAAGGAAGUUUCGUCCGUCCUGUCGUGCGGUUGUGUCCUUUGCCUAACCAGUAAUGGAAUGGGUAUUAUGUUAGAAUAAUAUUAUUUUUUUCGCUAUUAUUUUACUCGAAGAAAAGGGUCAUUAUUUAUUUAUUUUAUUUAGUACUUCUUUCCUUUAAAGGAACCCUUUAAAGCCGGGGAGAAAUGUUCGCGCCCUUUUCAUUCAUUAUCAUUCAUAUCGUCCAUCCCGCUCGCUCUUCCUUAUGAUAGGUUCAACCUCAUUUUUAAUUGUCAUGUCACCCGCCUCUUUGCCAAACUUC
Molecule: messenger RNA, 1690 nt
Organism: Leguminivora glycinivorella
Lineage: Eukaryota; Metazoa; Arthropoda; Insecta; Lepidoptera; Tortricidae
Exons: 2
Coding region: 330-1445 (371 amino acids)
Biological process (GO): DNA integration
Molecular function (GO): nucleic acid binding
Source: RefSeq, a predicted model, not a curated record